Messenger RNA from Boeremia exigua, 1437 nucleotides. RefSeq lists its product as uncharacterized. The record is from RefSeq and is a predicted model, not a curated record. Lineage: Eukaryota; Fungi; Ascomycota; Dothideomycetes; Pleosporales; Didymellaceae. Bases 1 to 1437 code for a protein of 478 amino acids. The transcript has 3 exons.
AUGGUUGCAAGUGAAGAGGCUCAAAGAAUUGUCAUAGAUAGAAGCACCAGUCUUUCAGACAAGUUGCAUUUAUCAACAAUUUCACACUCAGAGUACAUUACUCCCCUGCGAUGGCACCAAAACGACCAACCCCCUGGCGGCAACGGUGGCGAUAAGCCUACCAAAAAGCGCAAAACAGGUGACAAGGAAGACGAAAAUGAAAUUGAAACUGCAAAAUUGCAAAAAGCUAAUGCCGGUAAAUAUCAGCUUGUGUCAGGAAACACUGAUCCUCCAGAAGUCAAAAAGGCCGAUGCAAGCAAGCUUACCCUGCAUUUCAAGGAUGUGAAAACCGGGAAACAGCAAAUGUUAUCAUACCCAAAGGCGCACGCUGAUAUAAUGGACUGGAACAAUAAGGAUCAUGUACAAAGACUUCAGAAGUGGCGCCGUCAAGUCUUUCGCCGCCAUGGAUUCCAGGACCGCGGUGUUACCAAUUGGCAGCCGCAAGAGGAGGCCUUUCUUGAAUUACUCUACCGCUUGCUACAGCAGCGUGCUAACAGUGGUCAAGUAGUGCGUAGACCUAAGGUUGCCCAGGUCAUGGAACACUUCAAUGCAUUCUUCGAGGGAAAAGUAAUUGCGGACAAGGGUGGGAACCAGAUUCCUCCUCGAACAAGCCGCAAGGAGGACUCGAUCUCUAGUAAGCUUAAACGGGGAGAUUCACUUGGAAACUUAGUCACUACGGUAAAGGCACAGUUAGUGGACGACAGAAGUGUUGAACUGUAUCUCCCGUCUAUUACUGAUGCACAAUUGAAUCGAUUCAUCGCAGACGGUCUAAGCCUGCCUCAAGGCCAAAAUGAUGUCCCGGUUACCAAAAAGGGUGCAGGUGGCACAUCAGCCGAGGAUCCAGGGGAGACUGGUAAUGCGGCCGCUGGAAGUAAAACUCCAGGAACGGUAACUAUCAUUAGUAGACCUGUGGAGACAGCGGCUGUCCUCACUGACUCCGAGGAGAUCAAAACUAUGCUCGAAGAUGGGUGGUCGAUUCCCACAAUAUCCGAUACCACGGAGGCAGUAGAAGAGGUUGACGAGAGCUUUGAUACCCUUGAAGACUCAUGGAUGUAUAAAGCAGUUGAAUCACUCGAAGAUCGUUGGAAACGGCGGGAUUUUGGACUUACACGUGUAAAGGGUCUCAGUGGCAUUCGUUCGGACUGGUAUAGCGAUUUGGCAGAUGAUACAAAACAGGUACGUGGGCUAGAAGAACGUCGGUUGGAAGCUUCACAUGUCAACGCUCUCCUCGCGUAUGUGGCUUGCCCGCCGAUCGGUUAUGGUGGAGAUGUUAAUGCAUUGAUGGGCACGAUCAAAGCACUGUCAAAAUGGGAGCGUGCACUAGUUAGACAGAACCAGAGAGCCCUAGCUUUACAGCACGACAACGCCAAAGCUAAAGCACCGGGGCGCGAUAGUUAG